AAUAUCAUCUCUGCCAUGAUAAGUACCAGGCAUCAGCCUCGCGCCCGUGUGGCGGUGCCGCUCUCCGCAUCUCCUUCCUCGAUACUCCCCGCCCUGGACUCGCCCCUCGCAGAUCCCGAUCUCCGCCGGUAUCUCACCAUGGGGAUCAUGACCAACGGCUCGACCGGGGAGGCGUCCGGCCUGAAGUUCCUGAUCUACGGCCGGACCGGGUGGAUCGGCGGCCUGCUGGGCCGGCUCUGCGAGGCGCAGGGCAUCCCGUACGUCUACGGCGCCGGCCGGCUCGAGAACCGGUCCCAGCUGGAGGGGGACAUCGCGGCGGCCGGGCCUACCCAUGUCUUCAACGCGGCCGGGGUGACCGGCCGGCCCAACGUGGACUGGUGCGAGACCCAUCGGGUGGAGACCAUACGCGCCAACGUGGUCGGGACGCUGACGCUGGCCGAUGUCUGCCGCGAGCGGGGGCUGGUGCUCGUCAACUACGCCACCGGAUGUAUCUUCGAGUACGAUGACGCCCACCCGCUGGGAUCCGGGAUCGGGUUCAAGGAGGAGGACAUUCCCAACUUCACCGGAUCUUUCUACUCUAAGACCAAGGCCAUGGUUGAAGAGUUGCUAAAGAAUUAUGAGAAUGUUUGUACCCUCCGUGUUAGGAUGCCCAUCUCAUCAGACCUUUCAAAUCCUCGCAACUUCAUCACCAAGAUCACCCGGUAUGAGAAGGUUGUCAACAUCCCCAACUCCAUGACCAUCUUGGAUGAACUUCUCCCCAUCUCCAUUGAAAUGGCAAGGAGAAAUCUCACCGGGAUCUGGAACUUCACCAAUCCUGGUGCGGUUAGCCAUAAUGAGAUCUUGGAGAUGUACAGAGACUACAUCGACCCAAACUUCACUUGGAAGAAUUUUUCUCUAGAGGAGCAGGCAAAGGUGAUAGUUGCCCCUCGGAGCAACAAUGAACUUGAUACCACCAAGUUGAAGAACGAGUUCCCAGAGCUUCUGUCCAUCAAGGAAUCCCUGAUAAAGUAUGUGUUCAAACCAAAUCAGAAUGCUUCUGCAGCCUGAAAAUCGGAUCUAAGUUUACUCAGCUGAUCAUGAAUGUAGAAUUUUCUGGUAAGAAUGAAUGUAGUUGUUUCGAUUUGUGAUGGCCAUGCAUUCAUCAAGAAAUAAAGAGUGACGGUUAAAAGCUUGUCAUAGCCAGAUAGCCUUUUUCCUCUCCGGUUCGGUACUCUGAAGGAGUCUUAUCCAGUUGAUUUCCGCCGAAAAAUGGUCGUGCAAGUCAGUCUUUUUAUUUUGGAAGUAUUUUUAUGAUUAUAUGUAGUUCACUGUUCCUGUAUUUCAGAAUGUCAAAAUAAUAAGUUAUUGGUUCAAAAAAUGUCAGAAUUAAGGUCGAUUAGAUGAUCAAUUUCUCAAAA
This is a messenger RNA of Phoenix dactylifera (date palm), 1397 nucleotides long. RefSeq names its product bifunctional dTDP-4-dehydrorhamnose 3,5-epimerase/dTDP-4-dehydrorhamnose reductase-like. Gene Ontology annotation, molecular function: methionine adenosyltransferase regulator activity. Gene Ontology annotation, cellular component: methionine adenosyltransferase complex. Lineage: Eukaryota; Viridiplantae; Streptophyta; Magnoliopsida; Arecales; Arecaceae. The record is from RefSeq and is a predicted model, not a curated record. Gene Ontology annotation, biological process: S-adenosylmethionine biosynthetic process.